Molecule: messenger RNA, 1946 nt
Organism: Hermetia illucens (black soldier fly)
Lineage: Eukaryota; Metazoa; Arthropoda; Insecta; Diptera; Stratiomyidae
Gene: Fip1
Product: pre-mRNA 3'-end-processing factor FIP1
Exons: 5
Coding region: 98-1690 (530 amino acids)
Cellular component (GO): mRNA cleavage and polyadenylation specificity factor complex
Molecular function (GO): RNA binding
Source: RefSeq, a predicted model, not a curated record
GUCAACUGUCAGUAAUUGGUUGUUUCUUAAGCACAUCGCCCAGCCGGGAUUCAGAUUAGUUUUCUCAAUAUCAGGGCGAGACUAGUUGAGUUUGAGAAUGGCAGAUGAUACCAAUGAGGAUAGCUGGCUUUACGGCACAUCAAACCCCGACUCAACGACAAACGAAGAGGAGAGAAAAGAGCCAGACACCCAAGAACAGCCAGCAGACGACAAAACCGAUGGCGAGGUCGAGCAAGAACCCACAGAAAAUGGAAACGAAGCAGAAGCAGACGAAGGCCGCCAAUCACCAGACACAAAUGAACCGGACACUAAGGAUGAGGAGACCGUCGACGACCCAGCAAACGAAAUGGAAGAGCAAGAAGAUGACGAGGCCAACAACGGGCGCGAACAAGCCGACUCGGAUUUAGACGACAGCGACGAUGAUAUCAAUAUUGUCAUAGGCGAUAUCAAGACAGGCCCACCGGCCACAUACAACAUUAAACAGAGGGCGAACCUCAUCGCCCCGACAGCGGCCAUCUCGCAGGAGAAACCAAAGCCUUCCGCGGGCAAAUUCAAUAUCGAAGAGUUUGAGAGCGUUGGCACGAUAAAUGGGGUUCCCGCACACGAAUUCAGUAUCGAUUCGCUGGACGAGAAGCCGUGGCGGAAACCCGGUGCCGAUAUUACGGACUAUUUUAACUAUGGAUUCAACGAGGACACUUGGCGGGCGUAUUGCGAGCGGCAGAAACGGUUUCGUAUCAAUGAAAGUGGCGUGGGGCUGCAAGGACUCGCCGCGGGAGGAACGAAUGUUAUUGCUCAGGCGGCCGCGAAUAAUAGGACACUCACGCCGCUUACGAAUAACGAUAAUAGCAAAUAUGCUGGACAGUUGGGUCCACCGAGGAGACCGGGUCCGCCUAUUGCGCCAGCAAAAGAAAAUGUCAUCCAAGUCAUGACGGCAGAAAGGCGUGAAUACAGUCGUCCAGGUGGCCCACCAUUCGGCGAUCAAUACUAUGAGCCAGAUUCCUACAACUACGGCUACGAGCCAACGCAAGAUUCCCAGUGGAUGAAUGACAACAACGCCGGCUGGGCACCGACCGGCAUCAAAGAGCUUACACCAGGUCCACAGAUGGUUCCACCACCCAUGGGCGGUAUGGUUCCGCCGCCGCAUAUGGCUAUGCGCGGCCCAAUGCCCUUACCGCCGAUUGUGGGGAUGCCUCCGCCUCAUAUGCCCCCAAUGAAUAUGAUGCCACCGAAUCGAAUGAUGCCCAACAAUCCAAACGAGCAGCGUGACAAUAGGGAGCGUGAGAACCGAGAACGCGACCGUGAACGGACCGAUCGAGAGCGGGAUCGGACCGAUCGCGAACGGGAUCGUGAACGCGAACGGGAGAGAGAACGCGAAAGGGAACGUGAACGGGACUGGGAUUGGGAUGAACGGGAACGUGACCGUGAAAGACGCGAAAGAGAUCACGAUCGACAUCGUGAUCGUGGCAAAUCAGAGGAGUCUGAUCGGCAACCCGGGAACGAGUCCCCAACCUCAAGGGAUAGAGAGCGACGACGUCGAGACAGAGAACGUGAUCGUGAAAGGUCAAAGCGUGAGCGAUCCCGCAGUCGAGAGGCCAGAUCACGAAGACGUUCGAGAAGUCGCGAGAAAGAUCGCGAUCGCAAGUCUCGCGACAAAAAGAAACAUCGUAAAGACAAGGAGGAUAGUGAAUGAAACCCGUUUUUCUUUCUUUAUAAUUCACACUUAAUUAAAUUAGAAAUUUAAAAAAGCAAACAUUGUCUCUGGAUCACACGGGAUGUGAUCGCGUUUUAAGUUUUUUGUCUCCUUUUGUACACGCACGUGACGUCAAGUUGACUUGUGCAUUGUUCUUUGCGGUAAUGAAUAAAAUAUUGAGAAGAAUUAUGUGCAUGAACAGAAGAGUAGGCAACUGAAAAAAGGAAAACAAUAAAAGAAAAUUUUCCAAAAACUA